AUGAAACGGUUUCGAUCCCUGAUUAUAACAGAUCCUUUUACAUUGUCACAUCGUUUAUUUGUAAAAAACUUUAGACUUACUAAAGACGUUGUUAGAGAUUUGAUUAACCUAUUAAAACCACAUAUAGUUUCAAACCAUAUACGUUCGUCUGCAAUUGAUUUGAAUACUAAAGUUUUUAUAACUUUGAAUUUUCUGGCUACGGGCUCAUACCAGUCUCCUAUUGGUAACAGCCGAUUUAUGGCUCUAUCACAACCAACUGUAUCCCUCUGUAUCAGCGAGGUUGUAGCUGCACUAAAUCUACCGGAAAUAUUCAAUGUUUGGGUUAAAUUUCCAAAAGACAUUAAUGAACUUACCGAUAUCCGUAAUGGUUUUUACAGAGAUACAGGAUUUCCCGGCGUUAUUGGAUCAUGUAUAUAUAUAAACCGUAAAGGAUAUUAUUCAAUCAACGUUCAAUUGAUUUGUGAUUCAAAGUUAAAAAUAUUGAAUGUUAAUGCAUUAUUCCCAGGCAGUACUCAUGAUAUACAUGUAUGGAACAAUAGUUCUGUGUUACCAAUAUUACAAGAAUUGUACAGACGCAAUUAUAAUGAUUUUUAUUUAUUAGGUGAUUCUGGAUAUCCAUUGCGUCAAUGGCUCCUAACACCGAUAUCAAAUCCUUCCACUGAAGCCGAGGAAUAUUAUAAUAAAAGGCAAAUGUCAACCAGGAGUGUAAUUGAACGCUGCAACGGAGUCCUAAAAGUGCGAUUUAGAUGCUUGUUGAAAGAUAGGACCUUGCAUUACAAACCGGAGAAAGCAUCAUCUAUUAUAAAUGCAUGUAUAGUGCUGCACAAUAUGUGUAUCUCAAACAACAUAGAGCUAGUAGAUGAACCUGAUGUCCGAGGGCUUGAUGAUUUGGGUAUGAUAGAAAAUGAAGAUACCUUAGCUGAUUUAAACGUCAGAAACAUAGAAUUAGGUCUAGGAAGGCAUCAAAGAAAUAAUGUUAUUAGAUAUUUAUCACAUAGAAAUGUUCAAUAA
Messenger RNA from Macrosiphum euphorbiae (potato aphid), 1011 nucleotides. Lineage: Eukaryota; Metazoa; Arthropoda; Insecta; Hemiptera; Aphididae. The record is from the annotation of a GenBank genome assembly.